AUGGUGGAUAACGCCAAUGCUAGCGAUGGAUUGAAGAUUACCUAUCGAAGCAUGUGCCUAGAUGGGACCACGCUCAAAGACACUAAUGUAUGCGAAGGAAUACACGUUGGCGAUGAGGUGCAAUUCGAAGUAACCCUGGAAGCUACACAUUGUGUGGAGAAGAGAGACUUUGUGCUGCGUAUUGGCCCUUCAGGCCUAGAUGAAACACUUAUUGUCAAUGUGAAAGUCCUCUGCGACUGUGAUUGUGAGCAGGAGGAUCGUAUUGUCGAAAAUACUGAAGAUUGUCAUGGUGGAGACAUGGUAUGCGGUGUAUGUCGUUGCAAAGGAGGAAAUGUGGGCCGUUAUUGCGAGUGUAAUCGACCUGGAAUGAGUACCGCGGCACUGAACGAGAAAUGCAAG
Cooperia oncophora is the source of this 399-nucleotide messenger RNA. The record is from the annotation of a GenBank genome assembly. Lineage: Eukaryota; Metazoa; Nematoda; Chromadorea; Rhabditida; Trichostrongylidae.